Messenger RNA from Hyphopichia burtonii NRRL Y-1933, 1932 nucleotides. RefSeq lists its product as uncharacterized. Gene Ontology annotation, cellular component: MutLalpha complex. The transcript has a single exon. Gene Ontology annotation, molecular function: ATP-dependent DNA damage sensor activity; mismatched DNA binding; ATP hydrolysis activity. Gene Ontology annotation, biological process: mismatch repair. Bases 1 to 1932 code for a protein of 643 amino acids. NCBI's taxonomy places the organism in Eukaryota, Fungi, Ascomycota, Pichiomycetes, Serinales, Debaryomycetaceae. The record is from RefSeq and is a predicted model, not a curated record.
AUGACUUCCAUUCAUAAGCUACCUUCCAAAGUCUACAAUGACAUCUUGUCCGGAAAGACGAUGCAACUGCAGGUAUACUGUGCUAAAGAAUUAAUUGAGAACUCGCUAGAUUCAAAUUGCACCACGGUAACUAUUCAGGUUGAUCAUAAAACUUGUGGGUUGAACUAUAUGGCUGUAACAGACAAUGGUACUGGGAUUGCAGAUGGUGACCGCCCAUUGGUUUGCCAACCUAAUCACACCCUGAAAAUCAAGAGCUUAGGUGAUUUGACUGAGGAAUCAUUCUGUACGUUUGGCUUCAGAGGUGAAGGAUUAUUUUUUUUGAGGCAAUUAUCCAAGAGUGGAACUUUCAGUAUAUCUACUAAAACGGCUACCGAUAAGUUUGGUAUGGAGUGGUCGAUAGACGCUACUACAGGAAAGAUGUUGUUGUUGAACCGAAAAGUAGUCACGGGUGAUUUUGGCACUAAAGUUACCAUUACAGGGCUUUUCUUUCAUUUUCCAGUACGAUAUAAAAUUCUAUGCAAGGAUCCAUCUUCCAGCGUAUCCAAGUUAAAAGAAAUGCUAGUCUCGUACUCCAUUUGCCAUCCCAGCGUAAGAUUUUACCUCAAGUUCGUUGAUUACAACCCCAGUUCUAGAAAAUGCAUAUCUAGUAAAAAAUGCAAAGAUCAAGUAUUCACAUCGGGUACCCUGCUGCUUAAUAGCAUUUCUAUCUUUUUGCCCAAAAUUGCAAACUUGGAAAGGAAAUUCACUAGUUUUAAAUGUGAAAGCCCAGUUGGGUUCGGCUGCGAAAUCAACAUCAACAUGCACAUCUGUGCCAACAAUAUCUACUCUUCCAAAGGUUUGAGAGUACUAGCGAUAAACAAAAGACCAGUAAUGGAGGAUGGGCUUGAUUCUAUCUACAAAAAAGUUAGUAAAGUGGUAUCUUCAGUAUGUCAAGAAUUUAGCCAUCAGACUCUAUCAAUUUGGGUUGUCCAUAUAUCUAAUGUCCCCAAUAAGUUUCUAGAUUACAAUAUAGAGCCAAGUAAAACAGAUAUUUGUUUUACCAAUCCAGAAUUGGAAAUUGCUAUUCUUGACUCGUUGAAUCGCCAAUUAAGAAAGCAACUUGUGAUAGCCUUGGAAAAUCAGAUAGAAGCUCAGACCCUUCCGAAAGAUGAGAUAGCUGAUGGGGGUCACUUAGAAGAAGAAAUUUCGAUGGAAUCGUCGACAAUACAAACAACGAAAGACAGCUCAUUCUCUGAAAAGGAAUCAGAGUUGCAAAAUCCAAUUGCUGAUGAGUGGAGCUUUACUAUGCAUGACUUUGAAUCAGUUCCAAGUGAUGCGGUAAAUCAGCAGAGACCUUCCCAGGACUCUAGCUUCUCAAAUGAAGAUUUAACAAUAUCUAAAAGCGUAAGUUUGUCGAAUCCUUUUAUUAUUACAAAAGUGAAGACAACAAAUUUACAACAACAACCUUUGGUAACAGAUCUUAUAAGGCCAAUCCUAAAGCGUAAAUGUCAAACCAAAAGACAGUUGGCAUUUCUUUGCUCAAGCACUCCGAAGCAAACUCUGGAUAAACGAAGUUUACCUUCGGAGUGUUUGACAGAAAUUGUGGAAGACAGUAGCAAUCAACAAAUACAAGCAGUUCCAACCAAAGACAAAAGUAGCCAGACAAACUUAAAGUCGCUUAUUAAUAAGAACCAAUGUGAAUAUGGGACAGCGGUUCAUAACUUAGCAGGGUAUCUCGAUACAAGGUCUUAUGACAUUAUUGAGCUGGCAGCUGGUGAUAAGACACUAUUAGACCACACCAAAACCCAAGCUUCAUCAGAUGAAAAUCCAUCAGAGCAUAUAGUUCAGUUUCUUACAUCAUUCGUUGGUGGGUCCAAGAAGCUGUUGUUGCAAAAGGUGGACGAAGGAUGGUUUUCAUGGGGUCUUGAAAUAUGCAACAGUCGUGCGGCGUGA